GAAUAGAUGUCCCAAACUCAAAAACUUUCUUCAGAACCCAACUGCCCAAAAAUUAAUUACUACGUUCACCGCCUUUUAAACCAACCUUUCAAGGUAACAUUCAUUAUUCAAUUUUUAGAAUUUGCACCACUUUCUCCCUUUCCGAGACUACUAACUUCCUUUAUGGAAUAUAUAUACACACUAUUGAUGCUGGUAGCAUAAUACAAUUACGGGUCUUUGAAGUGAAACGAGCUAUGGAGCAGCAAAGAACCGAAGCAACUGAGUCUUUGCUUGUAAGACAAGGAAACAACAACCUUGUUUACAAUGAAGAAAACAGUGGUGUUGGUGUUGGGGAUGGAGGGUCGGUGGCUGUUUCUGAUGUUACCACCAUUCUUGGUCUUAGCACCUUUGUGGCAGCUUGUAUUGCCUUUGGGUCUGGCUGUGCUCUGGGAUAUUCAUCACCUACUCAAUUUUCAAUCAUGGAAGACUUGGGACUUUCUGUUGCUGAGUUUUCAUUUUUUGGUUCAAUUCUGAGUAUUGGAUCACUUCUAGGUGCUGCAAUAAGUGGGAAGAUAACAGAUUUGCUUGGCCGGAAAUUGACCAUGAGGAUUUUGAAUUUGUUCUACAUCGGAGGCUGGCUUGCCAUAGCAUUUACAAAGACCCCUUGGUUGCUUGACCUUGGAAGAAUAUCACUAGGAUUCACAAUUGGAAUUUUUUCUUACUUGAUGCCCAUCUAUAUUUCUGAAAUAACAACAAAGAAUGUAAGAGGAAGAUUUACAGCCAUACCCGCGUUGACGGUUGGUUGGGGCAUAUCGUUCAUGUAUGUUGUCGGUUCCUUUGUCAGUUGGCGCACAUUGGCUCUGAUAGCUACUAUUCCUGGUCUACUUCAACUGCUACCACUCUUCUUCAUACCAGAAUCUCCGCGAUGGCUGGCAAAAGUUGGCCGUGACGAAGAGAUUGAAGAUGUUUUGUUGUGCCUCAGGGGAAAUAAAGCUGAUAUUUUUAAUGAAGCAGCUGAAAUAAAAGAUUUUGUGGAAUCUCUUAAAAGUUCCUCAAAGGAAGGAAUGCUAGAAAUAUUUCAAAAGAAGUAUGUUCGACAAUUACUUACUGUUGCUGGAAUGAUAAUCCUAAUGAAUUUGGGAGGAGUCAAUGCGUUUGCGUUUUAUUCUGGCGUUAUCUUUGUCUCAGCUGGUUUAUCUAGUAUGGUUGGACUCACCACACUGGCUGCUACUCAGACAAUUGUUGGAAUUGUGGGUAUACUCCUAAUUGAUAAAUUAGGAAGGCGACCGCUCCUACUGGUGUCUACAGCUGUAUUGUGUUUCAGUAGCUUCCUCACAGGAUUAUCAUUUUUCUUAAAGGAAUUAAAUUUGUGGGAGCAAGGUAGUCCUGUUUUGGCACUCAUUGGCUUAUUGAUGUACACGGGAUCUACCAUAGUUGGCGCAGGAAUAACUUCGCUGUUAUUAUCAGAGUUAUUUCCAAUAAAUAUAAAAGGUUCAGCAGGAAGCAUAUGUAAUUUUAUGGGCAGUUUCACUGGUUGGAUUGUUGCAUAUUACUUUAACUUCCUACGUGAAUGGAGCUCAACAGGGACAUUCUUUAUAUUUUCAGCCUUUUUCUGUACAAAUUUCAUCCUAUCAGCAACAAUGGUGCCCGAGACUAAAGGACGAACACUGGAGGAAAUACAGGCAUCAAUUAGUCAUUCUUCAGUUUAAAAUACCAUCAGCAAUUUGCUUUAAAAUUUGAUCUGUCUUGCUGUUGUAGAUGCCAAACUCUUUAGCGGCAUAGCUUUUUCCCAGCUACAACAUGCCAUCGAUAUUAAUAAGUGACAAUGGGAAAUGACGAGGCUAAAACCCAAUAACAUUAUUGUAUCUGUCUUUGUCUCUAUCAGUUAGGCAAGAUAAAAA
Molecule: messenger RNA, 1880 nt
Organism: Gossypium arboreum
Lineage: Eukaryota; Viridiplantae; Streptophyta; Magnoliopsida; Malvales; Malvaceae
Product: sugar transporter ERD6-like 15
Exons: 18
Coding region: 234-1688 (484 amino acids)
Biological process (GO): transmembrane transport; carbohydrate transport
Cellular component (GO): membrane
Molecular function (GO): sugar transmembrane transporter activity
Source: RefSeq, a predicted model, not a curated record